Messenger RNA from Onthophagus taurus, 864 nucleotides. RefSeq names its product zinc finger protein 501. The record is from RefSeq and is a predicted model, not a curated record. Gene Ontology annotation, biological process: regulation of transcription by RNA polymerase II. Gene Ontology annotation, cellular component: nucleus. NCBI's taxonomy places the organism in Eukaryota, Metazoa, Arthropoda, Insecta, Coleoptera, Scarabaeidae. Gene Ontology annotation, molecular function: zinc ion binding; DNA-binding transcription factor activity, RNA polymerase II-specific.
UAUUAAAGAAAAAAUGAUUUAUUGUGUCCCAACAACUUUGGAAAGUUACGAAGAUUGGUUUAUAUGUCAAAAUUGUCUGCUAUUGUUGAGGAGUUCUCAUAAGUUUAUUAAUAUGGUUAUAAGUUCACAGGAGUAUCUAAAAAUUUGUAAUGAACAUACAAACGAAGAAGUUUGUAGCGAUUUAGACCAAGAAAUUGAUGUUAUUACACCCGAUUUGGUGAAUUGCAACAAAAAAACACCUAAAGUAGAUAAAAAUAAUUUUUUUUGUAAAAUAUGUAACAUAAAAUUUAAAAAUCAAAAAUUAUUAUCAAACCAUUUAAAAGAAACUCACAAUCAUAACAAGACUCACAAUAAAAUAAUUAAUAACACAAAUAAACACUACCAAUGCCAUUAUUGCAAAAAAAUAUUUAAACAAUCUUGGCAUUUGCAUGAUCACAUCACUUCCCAUUUAGGAGAUAAAAAAUAUAAAUGCAUUUUAUGUGAUAAAACGUUCUUGAGAGUUACUUCAUUAAGAAGGCACUUUAAAAUUCAUGAAAGAGCACCUGGUGAAAAAGUUAAACAUUCUCCAGUGUUAUGUACAAUAUGUGGAAAGAAAAUUUUGUACUCAAAUGGGUUACAACGCCACAUGAGAAUGCAUCUUGGUAUAAAACAACAUGAAUGUGAAUUUUGUAAACGAAAAUUUGCGCAAAAAACUCAUUUACUUGCUCAUAGAAGAACUCACACUGGUGAGAAGCCUUACAUUUGUGAUACUUGUGGUGAAGCUUUUACACUUAAUGCUUCUUUAAGGAAACAUAUUAACACCCAUAAGAAAAAUGUUAAUCUUGAAUGUACUUGUUAUUGAUUACAUUUUUUUUUAAAUUUUAA